AUGAACGGCCCAGCCCCCGGACCAAGACUGUCCAAGACUGUCGAUCAGUGGUGGAGAGAGGAACACAUCCAAUAUCUGUCGGGUCCGGCUGAUUUCGCUGACAGCGUUUCUUUCAUCAUCAUCGAGGUUUAUUGGCUUGCAUCCACUAGCGGCGGCCAGCCCGCCUCGUGUCCCAGGGCUUGCAUGGAAGCUCAGGUUCUGGGCUGA
Penicillium subrubescens is the source of this 207-nucleotide messenger RNA. RefSeq lists its product as uncharacterized. The record is from RefSeq and is a predicted model, not a curated record. The transcript has a single exon. Lineage: Eukaryota; Fungi; Ascomycota; Eurotiomycetes; Eurotiales; Aspergillaceae. The coding region runs from base 1 to 207 and encodes 68 amino acids.